AUGGCUAUAGUUGAUAGUCUAUUUGUGAAUGGCAGUAAUAGAUACUCCUCCUGUGACUUGGACUUGAAAAGGAGCAUUUUCUGCUGGGACCCACCUCGUCCUUCCAAAGUAGAUUGGCAGCCAGCGGUGCAGAUUCUCUUAUAUUCCCUGAUAUUCCUGCUCAGUAUCCUGGGGAACACCUUGGUGAUCACUGUGCUGAUCCGAAACAAGAGGAAUGAGGACGUCACUAACAUAUUUUUGCUCUCCCUGGCAAUCAGCGAUAUCAUGCUCUGUCUCUUCUGUAGGCCAUUCAUCUCAAUUCCUAACCUACUCAAGGAUUAUUUUGGGAGUGCUGUCUGCAAGACCACCACUUAUUUCAUGGGCAUCUCCGUCAGUGUAUCCACUUUCAAUCUCGUUGCCAUAUCUCUAGAGAGAUACAGUGCAAUUUGCAAGCCCCUGCAGUCAAGGGUCUGGCAGACGAAGUCCCAUGCAUUGAAGGUGAUUACUGCUACUUGGUGUCUCUCCUUUACUAUCAUGUCACCAUAUCCGAUUACAGCAACUUGGUUUCCCUUUACCAACUAUAACAACCAGACGGCUAUCUAUGGUCGUUUUCUGUUGCCAAGUGAUGUUAUGCAACAGUCCUGGCAAACCUUCCUGUUACUCAUCCUCUUUCUUAUUCCUGGAAUUGUGAUGAUGGUAGCAUAUGGAUUAAUCUCUUUGGAACUAUACCGAGGAAUAAAGUUUGAUGCCAGCCAGAGGAAAUCUUCUAGAGAAAGGAAGUCCAGCACGGGCAGCAGCAGCAGAUACGAAGAUGGCGAUGGCUGCUACCUGCAGAAAUCCAAGAAGAGGAAGAGGCUAGAGCUACAACAGCUGUCCACAAGCAGCAGUGUCAAGAUUGACCGAGCUCGGAGCAGCAGCUCAGCGGCCAACCUGAUGGCCAAGAAGCGAGUGAUCCGGAUGCUGAUUGUCAUCGUGAUCUUGUUCUUUCUCUGUUGGAUGCCCAUCUUCAGCGCCAAUGCCUGGAGGGCCUAUGACACUGCCUCUGCUGAGAUGCUCCUCUCUGGAGCGCCCAUCUCCUUCAUCCUCCUGCUCUCUUACACCUCUGCCUGCGUGAACCCCAUCAUCUACUGCUUCAUGAACAAACGCUUCCGCCUGGGCUUCUUGUCUACCUUUGCCUGUUGCCCUCAUUCAAACCCUCCAGGAGUGAGAGGAGAAGCGGGUGAAGAGGAAGAUGGAAGAACCACCGGGGCAUCUCUGACCAGGUACUCAUACAGCCACAUGAGUGUCUCUGCCCCUCCCACAUGAGCUGCUCCCAGGUUCCCAACAAAGGAAGAGGAAAAAGAAAGAGGGUUGUAUUUGCAGUGGAAACCCACCAGUCAGCAGAUCUCGUCAAGGAUCCCGAGAGGGUCUACCACUUGGUUGGCCACGUUACUUGUUUUUGAAGACAGUUUGAAGGCAAAGGAUUGCUUCAGCUAAAACUACCAAUGGAAAAGGAAGAAAAUGCAUUGAUGAGAAAUCAGACUUGAACUUGUUUGGCAUGUUUGCUGCUGCCAGUUCCAAAUAUAGAAAGGAGAUAUGGAACCUACUUGUCCCUUGAAGGGCUCUCUAUGUGUUAAAAGCUCCAUGCAGUAUGUCCUGUCUUUGUAUCCUGUGCUUUAUCCCUUUCUUCUAAUGUAAAGUUAUAGAAUUCCUGGAAAUAUAUACUAAGGUCAUUUAUAUACCAUCCUCACCUUGCCUCCAGCUUACUGUGAAGCAGUAUUGAUAACCACCACAGGGACUUCAAAGAAGAAGUUCUCUGGGUCAUUUCCUGUCCUGUGUGAUUGCUAUCCUGUGUCUGUGCUAUUUUGAAAGCCGAAGGAACAUUGUCUAUGAAACAGAGUUGUAGAACUUACUGAAAAAUGAGAGAGAGAGAGAGAGAGA
This is a messenger RNA of Dromiciops gliroides (monito del monte), 1899 nucleotides long. It is a transcript of the gene CCKAR, whose product is annotated as cholecystokinin A receptor. Lineage: Eukaryota; Metazoa; Chordata; Mammalia; Microbiotheria; Microbiotheriidae. The record is from RefSeq and is a predicted model, not a curated record. Gene Ontology annotation, biological process: neuropeptide signaling pathway. Gene Ontology annotation, molecular function: cholecystokinin receptor activity; neuropeptide receptor activity. Gene Ontology annotation, cellular component: membrane.